This is a messenger RNA of Megachile rotundata (alfalfa leafcutting bee), 5963 nucleotides long. It is a transcript of the gene Cep164, whose product is annotated as centrosomal protein 164. The record is from RefSeq and is a predicted model, not a curated record. Gene Ontology annotation, molecular function: protein binding. NCBI's taxonomy places the organism in Eukaryota, Metazoa, Arthropoda, Insecta, Hymenoptera, Megachilidae.
UGUCGUCGGACGGGCCUCGUCGUCGUCGUCCUCGUCCUCGUCGUUAGCUGAAACUCUCUCGAGUGCACGCGUCGUCGUCGUAACCGUAAAAUGCGGGACAUUUGCCUGGCGGAUCGUUGCGACGCGCGUUGUUGUCCUCGGGCCAAACGCGACCUACCUAGCCGAGUUAUGUGAACGUCCUGCACCCCGGGACCCGGCUGUUCGUUCGCGCUAGCAUGAGCAUUUCUCAGGACAGCGCAGCCACGAUCUUGUGCAGGGAGGUCUUCGACGAGACGUCUCAUCCGUCGAACGAAGAGGUGCUCGACUAUGCGAGACGCCUGGGAAUCGACCCCGAUGCGGAACCGCACCUUCUGGUUCUUGCCCGGGAGGGCCUCAUGGCGGCCCUACCGAAGGGCUGGAAACCAUGCUACCACGAGGCCAGCGGAGCUUGGUACUAUUAUCAAGCUUCCACCGGAACCACCACCUGGGAGCAUCCACUGGACGCUGUCUACAAACAGCUGGUCAAGCAGGCCAGGGCUGGCAAUACCAGGCAAAUGAGCGUCGAGGAAGACUCGAAGACCACGGCCAAGGAACUCGAGUCUCACGAGGAGGCGACUCUUCCAAAGGAGACUUCCUCGAAGGAGACUAUAAAACACAAAACGAAUGUCGCUACCAGGAUCCCGACGAAAUUGGCGCCCUUGAAGAAGCUGGACAAAAACGAGGGCGCGCGCAAGAAGGACAACGGCCAAGAGAAACAUUCGAGACGAGAGAGCGACUCGAAGAUGGAGAAUCCCUUAGCGACUGACAGAGCUUCCAGAGAUUACACGAACCUCAGGUUCCAAGACCCAAAGUUCUACGAGUGUCCCAAACUUCUGGACAGCGCAUCCACCACCGCGAGUCCCAAACAGGAGCUGGAUCUAAAAGAGGUGCUAAAAAGAUCGGAGUCCCUCAGUCCCCGACACGAAAAGGACUGGGAACAGCUCUCCAGCAAGUUCAGCUCCGAGGAGAAUAUUAUAGACAUCGACAAAUUAAGCAUCACGGCACUGGCGAGAUCGGAGAGGCCUGAGAAGUUCGACAAGGAGAAACAUCCUAGUCAGUUUGGACAACAGAAGGAGCUGACUCUGAGCGGCGGAGGGACUAUGUUCCUGAAAAGCAACAGGAGCAGGGAUACUACUCCUAGCCAGGAAGGUGCUAAGUUGGACGACUUCCGCACUGUGGCGAUUGCUGACGAAGUGAAUAUCGUUGGAGAUAGGCUGAAGUCGAUACUCAGGGAGAAGCAGUCGGAGGAUGACGACAGACCAGUGGACGAAGAACGAAAGAGCGUCCGUUUCGACAUAGAGAAAGAAGUGGACAUCAAGUUCACCUAUUCCGGGUCCGAGGACGAGUGGGAGUCCGAAUCCGAGGAGCAGAACGUGCGAAUAUCCGCAGUGGUCUCGACCAAGCCCACUGGGUCGAUUCUGUCUUCUCAAAGACCGAGUUCCCAGAGCUUCGACGACGAGAACAAGGAGGACACCGAGAGCAAGCUCGACGAGGACACCAGAAAGAGCUCCUCCUCCGAGAAGGCCGAGCCUCCGAAGAACGGCAAGGUGGUCGGCAGAAGGUUCGUCGUUCAGAACGUCUCCGAAAACGAGCACCGCAGUCAAAUGGCCAGGGAGAGUCUGCGAAGAGACAGUCUGUCACGGGAGAGCAGUUUAGAUUAUGUGCCCAAUAACAAAUUCACGAAGAUAAAGAACAUCGAUCUGGUCUCGAGGAGCGAGACGGAUUGCAGCGUUGUGAAGAGCAGUGACUCCGACGAGAUCCGGAAGAGCAAGAAGACGGUGAAGCCUAAAAAAUCGGCGAUUCGUUUCACGAACGAUAAGCAGACCGACGAUGACGUCACGUCCGACUUGUCGAAAGUUAACCAGGAUGUGGAGCAGUCGCGGAGGGAGCGUUUGAAGGAGGAGCAGAACAGGAACUUCGACGAGGCGAGGGUGGGACUCAGCAAGGAGCAUCAGAAAGACAUAGAGGCUUUGAGGACGGACUUCCAGAACAAGCUGGAGCAGACGAAGAAGGAACUGGAGGAGAACUUCGUGGAACAGAAACAGCUGCUGCAGAAAAAUUUGAACGACAAGCUGGAGGAGUUGAAGAGAGAAAUGGCUGAGAAGGAGGAGCAGGAGAUCCAGAAACUGAUCGCCGAGAUGGAUAAGGCAAGGUUGGAGAACCUGAAGAAGGUGAAGGCAGAGCUGGAAGUGUGUUACGAAAAGGAGAGACAAGAGAUUUUAGCGAAUUUGAAGACUGAACUCGACGAGAGGAGAAAAGAAUUACUAGAAUUACGGAAUCAGGAGAUGGGGAAAUUAGAGAACGAAUACGAACGAGACCUAGGUGAGGAGAAACUCGCCAAACUGACCGAGUUCGAGCUGCGAAAACAACAUUCCGAGGAGAUCGAGGCCCUGAAGAAGAAACUCGACAGCGAAUUCGACGAUCUGCGCACCAAACUGCGGAUACAGCAAAGGGAGAAGAUCACGAAGAUCACGGAAGAUCAUGAGAAAUGUUUAGCGGAGAUAUUUCGCGACUUUAGAAUCGACGAGGAUCUCACCCGAAAGAUGUACAAGCAGCGUCUGGAGGAGAUCCAUGCGGAUUUCUCUCGCGACGCAGAGAAGGAAGCGAGGAAGCAGACGGAGCGAGCUCUCCAGCAGGACAGUAUAGAGUUCGAGAAAAUGCGUUGCGAGAAACGGCUGCUGCAGGACAAGUACAUGGCUUUAAAGGAGAAAUACGUGAAGCUGAAGACGGAGGUUCGUUUGGCGGUCGAGAGGAGGAGCAGAAGAAAGGAGGAAUACACCACUGCCUCGGAGACGGAGAGGUCAACGUCCACGAGGACCCGAACCGACAAGACCGAAUCGUCGGAACAAAAUACGCCGCUAAGGAACACGCGCCCACCCCCGGCGACGACGAGCGCGAAAGCGCACGAGACACAAACCACGAAGGAGCAGACCGAGGAACACAAGUCGGACGACUCGGUUCAGAAGGUUCAGAAUUCGGGGUUUCAGAAGAGUGGAGCGGCGUCGAUCUCGAAGACGGUCGCCGCCCGAGUCGAGUCCGACGACACGACCACCGCCAGCGAGAUGAACGCGAACAUGAUGAUGAAGAGGAAGAAGAACUUCAGCAAGAAGACCAGCGCCGCCAGGGCCAGCUCUGGCAACAACAACAACAACAACCUCGAGAACCCGGUUGAGAACAUCAGGAAGCAGCUGGAGAAGCUGGAGGAUCUGGGCGAUCAGCUGCCCAGCAAUGAAACGGCCUACACGCUGCGGUAUCCUUUCCAGGACAAAGCGCUGGCGAACGCCUCCUCGGAGCUGGAGUUCUUCCGGCACCGAAUCCACGUCGAGAGGGAUUCCGUGAGAAGGGCUCGAGAGGCGCUCCGACACCAAGAGAACGCAUUCCACGGGCGACAGAGGGCUUGGAAGCAACGUAGCGCCAGGGCAACCCUCGAGCAAUUGGUUCAGGAGGAACGGGAACUUUCGGAAAUGGAGGUGAGCCUACAUCGAACCAGAAGUCUUUUAGGUGAGAAGGUGAUUCAUCUGAGGCAUCUGGAACAAUCCUUGGAGAGAGUGGCGAGUGCCAAAAGGAACGAAAACGACCCAACUUCGACGAGAAACGACGAACUAACGUUGAGCGACAUGUCCAGCGCCAGCAGUGGCUUCAGUUCAACGGAUCUGGGAACGGACACGUUCAUAGACAAACCGGAUCACUACCAGGAGUCGACGGAAAUCAUCGCAAGCCUGGAAAACCUAAACUCAGAGAUACGUGAGAUCUGGGGCGUGCUGAACAAACGUUUGGACACUAACACUCCACCGCCGCCCACUUUGAUGUACUCUUAUUUGCGAUGGCUACGUUUUCACCACCUUGCAGCACAAUCAAACAGCGUACAAGGAACGUUUGGUACCCCGAAUAUCCAGUCGAACAUCCUGUCCCAGCUAACAGCCACGCAACCACCGGUGACCACCACGCAGAACAUAAUCGCCCAGUACGGUCCUAACAGCGGUUUCACGACCAGCGUCGGCACCGUCGACAAACCCACUUCAAACUUAAUGGAAAGAACAUGGAACCUGCGUGAUUGGUUGCGGCAAGCCUGCGCAGAGAGCACCGAUUUGAUCAGUCCAGGUCAAGCGACUCUGUAAACGGCGAUCGUCCGUCGAUUCGUUUCCAGUUGCUUCCUAUACUUCUUCUUCAACGAUAGUUUCGAUUCGCGUUUUUGGAAACGAACUGGAUUUCGUCGUUUCGAACCUCUAGUCAGGUCACUGGCUGACCUUGAACCUCGUCUCCGCUUGCUCCUACCAAAGACUGCAGUGUGCAGAAAUCGUUCAGCCUAAAAGGCAAUGGACUCUUGGUGAAAUCGUGAAUGAACUUGUGAAUGGGCUCUCCUGUAAAUAAUUUCCUAUACAGGUUCCGUUCCUUUCUCGAUAGUUUAUAUUUUCGGGCUGGAUUUUUCUGCGAGUGUAUAUGGACUCUCGUUAUAUUGCCGAGUUGUGGAUUUUCAUUGCGAUCUUGCAGCCAUAGGCUUGAAGGGCAAUAUAACGAGAGUCUACUACAUGUAUACGUACAGGUUAGAUUCACCUCGUCAAGUCUAACCCGAACCUAAAAUCAAAACUAGUGUAUUUGCCUAAAGUCGGGUGAAUUUAACGUCUGAGCUCUCUGGUGAGAUUGUCUCUCGAAUGCCAAAGUUCGGUGUUAACCCUCGAGGGUCACGUUUUAAAUUUUGUUGACAGACUUUUAAGAAUUUGACCAGCUUUUAUUUCCAUGAAUGAACCUUCGAGGGUUAAACGGUGUUCCUAGAAUCCAGAGGCUACCCGCAAUUAAUUUCUAGAGUUCGACAUUACCGGGAAACGUAGCUCGCAAUAAUCCUGAUCUCAUUAGAUGUAGUUAGAGGCCCAAAGUUAACGCGUUCAUUUCCAAGUCUUGGCAAUCGGUGAACGCGUUAAUUUCGCGAGAAACCUUGUUUUUAUAAUCGUUGUUCCCCUUUACUUGUUACUCUCGUUGCUGUUUCUCGUCGAACUUUGUUUCGCUUGUACUCAUAUUAAUCGACUAAAGUCGAGUUUAGGUGAUUUUGUAUAUGGAUAAAGGAGCACGUAGAUAUUCGAAAUCGUAGACAUACGGUUGUAUCUGAGUUAAAUAGAUAAUCUUCAUUAGCGCCGUCCUUGCGAAUCGUACAAGCAUCCGUUUCGUUUAUUAGAGAAAUAAUUGCUACGUGAAUUUUUAUGAUCGUUUGAAAGGUGCUUCGUCAGUGCAAUAAUUUUACGAUGCGUUGCUGGAUAUCGUUUUUUCUCUAUCUUUAACCGAAGUUUGUUGAAUCACGAAACAAUAUUUAAAGUGUUGUUUAAUCUCGUAUCGGGAAGCCGUUCGCGAAACGAUUCGAAGCACAAGUUUAUUUUAAACAUUGAACAGGCCCAUCUUGGUUCGAAGAAUCGAUUUGCAUUUCAUUCCUUUUCUAUUUCAUUUGAUACGCACGUGUAAAGUUGCGGCAGAUACGUACACAAGAUAUUCGAUAAAUUAAUUUUGGAAUACCUUGUAUAUUCUGUAAUAUAAUAUAUAUUUGUAUGGACGCAAAUAUAUAUACUAUACAAACUAAUACCACGAUUCUCUUUUCAUCGAGGGUGAAAAAUUGUUAGCGAGAAGAAACAAUGGUUAAUGAUUGUUUCGAUAACUUGUACAGGGUGUCCACGAAUGAAAGGAUACUAUUUCCUUUUAAAUCAACUUCUGCAAGAAUAUUUAUUUAAAUCCGACCUAUCAAAAUUUCCGUUCGAUUUAAUUCAGAUCAGUAUCCUUUCUUCCGAGGACACCGUAUAUACAAUAAAACUAUUAUGUCAUUUAGACCAAUGAAUUUCUCAAACCUAUCAAAGACUGUUUAAUAUACCUAGAUCUUAUAUUGUUACAACCCCUUAGUUUAAUUGAACUAUUUUGAUGAUCAAAAUGUGAAACAUGCUAUACAUAUACUUAAAUAAAACUGA